Molecule: messenger RNA, 2713 nt
Organism: Xenopus tropicalis (tropical clawed frog)
Lineage: Eukaryota; Metazoa; Chordata; Amphibia; Anura; Pipidae
Gene: s1pr2
Product: sphingosine-1-phosphate receptor 2
Exons: 3
Coding region: 883-1932 (349 amino acids)
Biological process (GO): G protein-coupled receptor signaling pathway; signal transduction
Cellular component (GO): plasma membrane; membrane
Molecular function (GO): sphingosine-1-phosphate receptor activity; G protein-coupled receptor activity
Source: RefSeq, a predicted model, not a curated record
UAGUGGCUGUGCGACUGGUGAAGGGGGAGGCAGACACAGUGAAAGAGGUGGGGGGGUGGAGACACAGAGGGAGAGAUCUACUCAGUGCAGCUUAAAGUGCAAUUCUCCCUGAACUCUUGUGUCUGUCAGAGCUGCUGACUAAAGAGAAGCCUUUUCCUUUGCUCUGUUUCUUCUCCCUGCUGCUCUGUCCUUUUGCUUCUUUCAACUUCUUCUUUCUAUAAAGAGACUUCUUCCUACUCUGAUCUGCAGCAUCUCUGCGCCCCAUAGGGAUAAAGAGAAAAAAACCAUCUGGAUUGUAUUUCUGGAGGAGAGAAAGAAGUGAAAGCCAGAAAAAAAUGGGUGUAGUGAGCACACCCCACCAAAGCCCACUCUUAGAUCUUGGAAGAGGGAACUCAGAGCCUAUGGUGGAUCUAUGGUGCUGAAUGGAGAAGGAGUAAAAGUGCUUCCAAGUUUGUCGCUGGGAUCACGUUACCUGUUGGAUCCCCUUUCACUUAUGAAACACCCCUGCGAGGGCAAAGCCAGGAGUGGGAUUUAAAGGGACUUUUUGGGGGGGCGUGGAUCUGACCACUGGAGGGACCACCAAAGACCUAGUCGUCUCUAUCCCUAUCUGAUCCGGCAAGGAAAGCCACCAAAACCAUUCACGAUAUAGACUGUGGGGGCGCCCACCUCCUUACGCCCACGAAGCAAAGAGAGGAGACUACAGACAAAAGUAACGCUCAGUCAACCUGCAACCUGCGAGAGCUGACAGGUUAUCUUUUGCCAAAAAGGAAAUGGACCGCAGAGAAAGAGUCCUUUGGCUUAGCCACUGUUGAUCUCAUACCCACCUAUUUGCCAGCUGUAGAUACUGGGAGAGCUCCAAUAAGUACUACCUGGACAGCAAGGAUGAACAGCACCUAUCAGGAGUACUUGAACCCAAGGAAGGUUUGGGAACAUUAUGUUUAUGUCAAGGAAAAUCUCACCAGGGAAGACUCAUCGCGCUAUGCGAUCUCCAUCAUCUUCAUCAUUAUCUGCUGCAUUAUUAUCCUGGAGAACCUCCUUGUGCUCACUUCGGUCUUGCGGAACAAGAAGUUCCAUUCUGCCAUGUUCUUUUUUAUUGGGAACUUGGCAUUUUCAGACUUUCUCACUGGCUGUGCCUACAUCGCCAACAUUUUGCUGUCGGGGAACAUGACCUUUACUCUCACUCCCAUGGAGUGGUUUAUACGCGAGGGCACGGCUUUCACGACUCUCUGCGCUUCUGUUUUGAGUCUGCUGGCCAUUGCCAUUGAACGUAAGGUCGCCAUCAUGCAGGUUGAAGUCUACAGCAGUGACAGGAACUGUAGGAUGGUCCUUUUAAUUGCUGCUUGUUGGGUUGUCUCAAUUGUCAUUGGAGGACUGCCAAUUUUGGGCUGGAAUUGCAUCUUCAAUAUGGAGCAGUGCUCAACGGUCCUUCCCCUCUACUCCAAAAAGUAUAUUCUCUUUGUUGUUACCAUUUUUACCAUCAUACUUUUAACCAUUGUAAUCUUGUAUGUUCAAAUAUAUUAUAUUGUCAAGUCCAGCCAUGGAGAAGUGGCCGCCCCGCCAACGCUUGCCCUUUUGAAAACAGUGACUAUUGUCCUUGGAGUCUUCAUAAUCUGCUGGUUGCCAGCAUUUAUCAUCCUUCUUCUGGAUGUCUCUUGCAAAGUGAAAUCAUGCAAAAUACUUUAUAAAGCCGAUUACUUUUUUGGUGUGGCCACUUUGAACUCUGCCUUGAACCCGAUCAUUUACACCCUGAGAAGCAAGGACAUGAGGAAAGAGUUUUUAAGAGUGCUUUGUUGUUUCAACUAUUUCCAGAAGAACAGGACUCCUGACAAGUGUAUGCUCAAACUGCGCAGUUCCAGCUCCCUGGAGCGUUGCACGCAAAAACACGACCUGCCUACGUCCCCAAUUAUGAAGGACUGUACAACGUUUGUUUGAUGAAGAGCUGUCUCAUUUUUAGGGAUGACUGUGACAUAGUGUUAUGGUACAUGUGGUUUGGUGCAACCAAAAUGACAUAAACAGUGGCGGUUACAAUGUUACUGGCACCGACAGAAAAAUAUUUGUAGGGACCUUUCUUCCUCAAGACCUCAAGUUGGGCUAUUUAUGGUCUGGAUCUAGGUUUCUGGGUUUUUAAGUCUCCACUUAUAUCAAAGAAAGAUGUUAUAGGUGCCCUUAAUGGAUGUUGCUGUAUGUAUAAUAUACGUGUCAAUCUUUACUAGGGAUGGACCGAAUCCAAAAUUCGGUUUGGGUCCUGGCACUUUUGCAGGAUUUGGAGUGGUCCAAGUGUUGAGUCAAAGCCAAUCUGAUCCCUCAAAGCCAUAUGACUUUAAAGCUCUGAACAACCGAAGGCAACAAUAUAGUGUUCACAUCCAAGUUUGAACAUAGGUUUCAGAUUCGGCUGAACUUUUUUGGAGAAUUCGGUAUGCAAAAAUGAUGUCUUCAGUAGAUCCCCAAUAUCUAAGCAUGCUUCUUUAUUUUAUUCUACAUGUAGAGCAGUGAUGCCCAACCAGUGGCUCGUGAGCAAUAUGUGGGACCCCUGACAUAGAGUAUAAGACAUCACCAGCAUUUCUCAAUUCAGAAUGUAGAAUGAAAUAAAGAAAAACCAUAUUGUACAAUUCAGUGGAUAGAAAAAAAUGAUUUGGGUUUUGCAUGAAUUCACUUGAAUUCAUUAAUGAAAAUGACUCAAAAAGCACUUCAUUUUUAGAUGAUUUGAUAUCUG